ACCCACACAGACUGAGAUAACUGAUGCACCGGCAAUGUCAAAGUUGUCACGUUAUUAAGCGACCUCGGGGAUGUAUUAAUGAUCACAUAAACCUAAUUUAAAACGAGAAUAACGGAAGAUAACCUUCGUUAGAAACAUCGGUUUACAUUUUUGAAGACCGGCUUGAUUCCUUUUUUCUUUAUAGCCUCUUGUAGGCUUCGGAACUCGACAAGAUGCGCGUCAACAUUCAGAUGUUGAUAUCCCAUGGCCGGGUGGCCCGUAAAAUGGGUCUCGGUCCAGAGUCGCGAAUAAACAUGCUUCGGAACAUUCUUACCGGCCUCGUUCGACACGAGAGGAUAGAGACCACCCGAGGCAGAGCAGACGAAGUUCGAUUUUAUGCUGAAAAGUUGAUUGACUAUGCCAAGAAGGGAGACACUGACGAGAAAGCGAUGAAAAUGGCAAAUUUCUGGCUCACAGAAAAGGAUCUGAUCCCAAAGCUCUUCAAGGUCCUGGCUCCCAGGUUUGAGACCCAGCCCAAAGCCUACACCCGCAUGGCCCGCAUUCCCAACAGGGAGAACCUGGACAAGGCUGCUAUGGCCGUGCUUGAGUAUAAAGGCAACCCGUUCCCACCUCUCCAGACCGCCAAACGAGACAAUGAACUCACACUAAUCAACCAGCUCCUCAAAGGCUACAGAGAACAGCGGGCACAGCAGGCAGCAGCCAAGGUUGAGGCAUAAUGCAACCAGCCACACUGACAUUACAUGUAUUACAGUUUUUAGAUGUCUGGCUACAGUAUUUGACUUUCUGUGGACUCCACAAAAUAAAUGUGAUUGUAUGACAAUGUUACGCGUUCUGUUUAUGGCACUAAUGUGAAUUUAAGAUGUGCUUAAAUCAAACAGGUUUGAUAUGCUGUUAUUAUUCCCUCUACCGGUUCAGAAACAUGUCCCCCAAACGUUUCAUUAUCAUCAUGGUUGAUGUCCUGUUUUUAAUCUCUCUACUGAUUCAGAAUAAACAUCAGGCAGUGGCAAAUAGA
Molecule: messenger RNA, 1012 nt
Organism: Oncorhynchus mykiss (rainbow trout)
Lineage: Eukaryota; Metazoa; Chordata; Actinopteri; Salmoniformes; Salmonidae
Product: large ribosomal subunit protein bL17m
Biological process (GO): translation
Cellular component (GO): mitochondrial large ribosomal subunit; ribosome
Molecular function (GO): structural constituent of ribosome
Source: RefSeq, a predicted model, not a curated record